CGUGUGGUAGCGACUGCCAUCCUGCCUUGGUCGCCCGUUUUUUUUGGAGAGAAGAAGUUGGCAAAGGGAUGUGACUGCGAUGAUGGCGCUGCAGCUGAAGAACGGGGAUGCAGCGUACUACCAGAGUGCGGAUUACUGCAGACAUUACACCUCGCCGCCUGUCAGCUACGGUGACAGCAGGCAUUACCUUGCCCGUUUACCAGGUCCAGGGACCAUGUUGAAGCCUCCUCUGAGUCUCUUCAGCCAUCCCCAGCAGCCUUUCCACCACAUGGACUCUCUGCACCAGCUGGGACCUCCGCCAAUGGCGCCUACGCAGCCUCUUGGCCCACCACCCCUUGCCCCUGCUCAGGCAAUUGGACCCCCGACAUUGGUUUCAACCCAGACUCUAGGCCCUCUUCACAUGCCUGCUACUCACACGUUAAGACAUCCUCCCGUUACUCCCCCACACAGCUUAGGACCCCCUUCGAUGGCCCCAGGUCAGCCACUGGGUCCUCCACCAAUGGCACACACCUUGGGUCCCCCACCUGUAGAUCACACACAAGCAAUAGUGCCUCUCCCCAUGGACCUCAUACAACCGUUGGGGCCUCCACCUCUGAACCCUGCACAAUCACUGGUACCCCCACCUAGAGUCGGCCGAUUCCCCCUCCCGCCCAGCCCCAUGUCCUCCCCUCCUGCUCCGGGCCCAGACCCUUCACACCUGCCCCCAAUGCUCCCAAGACCGACCCUCAUCCCAGCCCCGAUUUCCUGCCUCAUCCCCGGUCCUCUCCCGGGACAGGCAGCCCCAGCCAGUGAGCAGCCGCAGGAUGAGGGCUCUCUGCUGGGGAUGGAGGAGCAGGAAGACUCUCCGGGGUUGGGGGAACUGUGUAAACCACUGUACUGUAAACUCUGCAACGUUACCCUCAACUCUGCUCAGCAGGCACAGGCUCACUACCAGGGGAAGAACCACAGUAAAAAGCUAAGAAAUUUCUACGCUGGCAGUCAACAGCCUCCAGCCAUCAGGAUCCCAGAAGUCCUCGAGGCGACUGGCCAGACAUCUCUCUGCUCAGGAUCAAACGACAGUGACGCAGGCAGGCAGGCGCAGUAUAAGGGGGCGACCCGGGUCAUCUUGGCCACAGAGAAUGACUAUUGUAAGCUGUGUGACGCCUCCUUCAGUUCACUGGCAGUUGCACAGGCCCACUACCAGGGCAAGAACCACGCCAAGAAACUACGGCUCGCUGAGGCCCAACAGAACUCCAAUAACAUGGAGGGCAGCAAUGAGGCAGCCCCAAGAAGAAACAGGAAAGAUGGCAGUGAAUACAGACUGGUGAAAAACCGCCGCAGUCCACAGCUACCUACUUCCAUGCCAGGGCCGUACUACAACCCCAGACCGAGGCAGCGCAUCCCCAGGGACUUGGCCAUGUGUGUGACUCCCAGCGGACAGUUCUACUGCUCCAUGUGCAACUGCGGAGCCGAGCAGGAGACAGACUUCAGGCAGCACCUGGAGAGCAAGCAGCACAAGGCAAAAGUGUCAGAGUUAAGAUACCGCCAUGAGAUGGAGAACCUCGGCUACAGCUAAGAGAAACAAGAGGGGAGGGAGGGGAGAGAAAAGAAAGAGAUUACAGUGGGACAGAACAGGUGGAGAGACAAAGACCAAAGUGCAGGAAAUCAAAUACUAGCUUGUGGUUGAAGGGAAUAUUUAGUGAAGGGAUUAGCCCAAAUGGCCUCAAGAUCUUGUUGCAAUUCAUUUGAUAUACGCUUAAACAUUUAAAUCCUCAUAUUUGACAUAAUGCUCUACCAUAUGAAGCUAUAAUUGGAUUUGAUGGAUUUAUUUCAUCUGAGUAUUGCUCUUGAAAUUGAGUCUGAGUAUUGAAGCAAGCUGCAACGUGAAUACAGAGAACAGGAAUGUUUUUUUUCAGACACUGAAUCAGAUUACACUUUUGACUGAUUGCAUUCUGACUUCAGGAUACAGGUAAAUGCAAAUGAAUUGCAUGUAAAUCUUGAGCUUGUUCAGGCUACAGGGAGAGACACAGAGAGCCAACAUGGGAACCAUUAGGAAAGACUAGGACAAACAGAAGAUUCACGCGUUGAAAGAGAAUGCAAAAUGUGAAAAAUAGAGAGGAACUGGUUGAAGUAAAAGAAAAAAUGGAGGCAAACACUUGGGGUUGGAACAAGUCUCAUCCUUGGGAAAACAAUCAUCAUCACUGAGAACAAAGUUUGAGACUUGUUUCAAUUGAUGAGUGUGAAUGAGCCCCUACAGGUAUUUUUUUUACAGGCCCUACAGCAGGGACAUCAGGGCCACUUACUGUAGUGACCACUGAGCCACAAAUUCAACAUCUUUCAAACCUUGCACAGGUAAUAAAAUCCAAAGCACUAUUCGCUAAUUUCAAAAAAGACAAAGCACAGCGAACAACAUCAUCUGGUAGAAACAGUGUUAAAUGAAUCUUUUUGGUGUGUAUCAGGCUGAAGGCUACACCCUGGCUAGCCUUGUUUGUGCCUUUAGUGAGAAUUAAGCUAAAGAGUAAACUUUGGCUAGCCAUUUUGACAUAAUAGUGGAAAAUAUUCUGCAGUAUUGAUUGGGUUUUUCUAGAUUGUGUGUCAACUCUUUUCUUGUGAUAAAUCCACAUAAAUAUUGUGUAAAUAUUCUCAAACAUAAUUAUAGAUGUAAAUAUAGGAUAAUAUACAUGAAUACAAUUGAUUCUUUGGUUAAUGUUAGCCUAGCGUAUAUUGUAAAUACUCAAUCUAUUUAAUAAUUAUCAGGAAUCUUGUACAAACUGUGCACUGUCUGAAUGUCUACCCAUCAGCACUGUAUGUUUGUGUGUGGAUUUUACUCUAGGCCCUCUAUAGCGCUUCGGGCGAUGCCCUUUUUUCACUGAUAAAGUAACUCUGGUAUCAUCCGUCUAGUUAAAAGCUGCUAGUCAUUAGACUGUGCUGGAGUCUCUGAGGCUUCUUUAGAAGCCUUAAUCUUUGUCUUCACAACACACCCAAACUGGCACUGUGAUGGGAGGAAAUGUGCAAACACAAUGGGAACUCAAAGUGACGCGUGCAGCCAAAAGCAUUUAACUCCAAACUUUUAACUAGUUGGAAAAUUGCAAAUGAGCGUGUGCAGAGUUUCUGCAAGUUUCUGGUUGUAAGACAUAUCGUUUAAUUCUCACCAUCAAUCUUGAUUUCCAGAGGACACAUAACCAGGUUUUACUGCAGUGUUAAGCGGCUGCAGAGGAGUGACGUGGUUCUUGUCUGGAUUUGUCGACAGAUCUUUUUUUUUAUGUUGUUUUGUUUUUCACCUUGUAUGACCCAGGUCCAGCUGUUUGUCAGUGUUAAGCCCAUCCUGAAAAGAUCAGUUACGUAAUCCGAAUCAAAUUAGAUUUUCUGUUUCUGUUUAUUUGAUUAUCUGUUCCAGUUCAGUGCGACUGAGCUGAAUACCGUGCAGUCACAAGGCAGUUGGACUAAUACUGUCAUACUUGACUAAAUGACUAAAGAAGACAAUGACAAGGUCAUAAAAUCUAAACCUUCGUUGUUUGAAACGACUAACUCUUGUCUUUUAAAUACUUAUUUAUAGAUUGUUGUGGCUUUAAUCCUUUAAAUAGAAAAACUAAUAUUUUAUUCAUGCCUCAAAAGUCAUUUUAUGGAGCAGUUGAAAGGAUUUUCCAUCUAGAUUUUCAGAUCUCAACAUGGUUCACCUCGUAAACGCGGAUGGAGAUCUGUAGUUCAGAGGAGAAGAAAAAGCUUCCUGUCCCACUUUAAAUUUGGUUUUCCAACGUUCCCUGCAGAACAGCAGUGCACGCACACACACACACACACACACACACACGCACACACUUUUACAUAAUUGAAUCAGUCAAACGACAGUUUGGGUCACGUAAUCGGAUGUGGUAUAAAGUGAAAUAAAAGCAGCACCCUAGUUUAGUUAGGUGUGGGGAGAGGCAGCUGUUCACAUAUUUUGUUUGUCUCUAGAGCACAACCACACACCUGAUCACAGACAUGAGGAAACUCAGGAGAAAAGCACUGUGAGGACAAAGUACUGUGGUUUUUAGGGAUUUAAACACAUGAGAGAGGGUGAAAGACAAACAGAACAUAGAAAACUAAAUGCCUGGCUGUUUUAUUAGCCCACUGUGCUGUAUGGUUUCAUAAAAAAGUAACAAAGGAGCUGACGAAAGCAGAGCUGAGACUGAGUUACAGACUGUUAUUAGCAAUCCUCCUCCUAGGAAUAACACUCUUUGUCUUACAUGAAAGAACAAGUAGCAUUACCUUUUAUUAGGUUGACAGGCUCACACUCCAAUGAAGCUACUGAACACCUUGCAUGGAAUAAUAAGCUGCAAAGGAAUGGAGGAAAUGAGAUCGUAGGAAACUAUUAAGACCUCGUCACAGGUUAUGGCCUUUGUGUGGACAACCAAAGCUUGAUUUUUUCCAAGUCAGAUUGUGUCUUUGAACAAGACGGGCAACUGCCCUGGGGCCCCAAACCCACAGAGGUCCCAAAAGACCCAGGGUCACUGCAAGCCGAUUACAUUUUGUACUUUGAUACAUUUAAAAGUUGUUAGGAAUUUUGCACAGUUUCUGUACUUCUAAGGCAGGUUUUUGCAAUAUUAGUUAAUCUUGUCCUGUCCUGUUUUGUAGAGAAACCUUGCGUCAAAACUUAGUUUUUAGGCUUGUUAAGAACUAUUUUUUAGUUUAUAUUGUGCUCACAUGUUGCAUAUUCCUUCUUAGAGUCUUUUUUAAGCAAACCACCUAACCUACACAUUGAAAACAUUUUUUUUCCAUUGAAGAUUAUUUUUUGUCAUUAUUGGAAAUACAAUAUUGAAAAAGCAUACAGGAAACAAGGGAAGGUGUAUGACGACCAGCACAGGUCCCUGGUCCCAUCCUAACCUAUCCUGUCGCCAGGUGGCAUCGUUCCAGCAGAUCAGUGCUUGGUUUCUGGGCAAAUAAUGAAGCUACCAUGUAUAGUUUGCUGAUUGCACUGUGCAUAAUGGAAACUUGGAGGCAAUCGGAUACAAAACACUAUUCCCUGUAGGGUGAGAGGUGGGGGGUCAAUAUGGUCCCAAAAGUAAAUUUCUGCUCUGGCUUAACAGGCUAAUCUGACGUCCGAGGUGACAUUGUCCCAGUAUUUCAGAAAAAAACAACAAACAACUGACUAUAUAACAACUAUCACAGCAAUGGUUGUAGAUAUAAAAGAUCACUGGCCCUCCACUAUAGCAGUCGGGACAACGAAGGAGGCCACAAGAAGACUUUCAUAAGAAUAAAAUUCUGAAAAAUGUAUGGCGAUUCAAA
Molecule: messenger RNA, 5241 nt
Organism: Anarrhichthys ocellatus (wolf-eel)
Lineage: Eukaryota; Metazoa; Chordata; Actinopteri; Perciformes; Anarhichadidae
Gene: zmat3
Product: zinc finger, matrin-type 3
Exons: 6
Coding region: 80-1555 (491 amino acids)
Molecular function (GO): nucleic acid binding; zinc ion binding
Source: RefSeq, a predicted model, not a curated record